AUGGCUAGCCCAAGUCAUCGCCGCUUGGGCUCUCAUGGCCAGCAGCGAAGUCUUGUCCAAAACGACGCCCUCGAGCCCGGCCCUGUCUACAGCAAGGCCUACGGCGGCGAAGACACGCUUCCGCCCCCAAACACAGAUCACCACCAUCAUCACCACUACAAGCGCACCAAGUGGCGAAGUGAGAAAGGAUCCGGCAUGAGCCUGUUCAAGAUCAAGGAGAGCGGCGAGAGUGGCCGCGGUGGCAUUCACCCCUGGCACUUCCUCAGAAUCUGCUUCCGCUCGUCAUGCAAGGCCAGCGCGGCCGUCAAUGUUCUGUGGCCCGUUGUUCCCGUCGCAUUGGCCGUUCGAUAUACCUUGCCAGAUAACCACACUCUCAUCUUCAUUCUCUCUUACAUCGCCAUGGCACCUUGUGCCAACCUCAUCGGAUUCGCUGGUCAGGAGUUUGCACGCAAGGUUCCCCAUGUUUUCGGCGUUCUCAUCGAGACGACGGUCGGCUCCAUCGUCGAAAUCAUUCUCUUCAUGGUUCUGCUCUCCAAAGACCAGUUUCUCGUCAUAAAAGCCGCCAUCCUCGGUUCGAUUUUAGCUACCAUGUUACUUUGUUUGGGCCUCUGUUUCUUCGUCGGUGGAAUAUACCACGAGGAACAGACUUUUAGCGACACCAUCAGUGAGGCUGGUAGUGGUUUGCUUCUCACGGCGGGCGUGGCGCUGGCUAUUCCCACUGUGUUUAUGCGAGGCCUCCCGGACGAUAACACUUUGACGGCGGAACAGAUUGCUCACAAAACCCUGAGCAUCUCGCGAAUCGUCUCUGUCCUCCUCAUUAUCGCCUACUGCGUCUAUGUCUUUUUCCAGGCCCGAACCCAUCACGGUAUUUACCAUGCCAUCUUUGAAAUGGACGAGGAGCGCGACCGUGACGGCCAUAAGGACGCCGCCAAGGAUAAGCUCACCAUGACAGAGUGUAUCGUUGCAUUAAGUAUUGCCGUGGCUCUCGUUACCUUGAUUGCCAUCACUCUCGUCUUGCAGAUUGAACAUAUUAUCGAAAAGUCAAAGGUGUCCGAUGCUUUUAUGGGUCUUAUCCUGGUUCCUCUGGUCGAGAAGUUUGCCGAGCACAUUACGGCCAUUGACGAAGCAUGGGAUAAUCAGAUGAACUUUGCCCUUUCUCACGUCUUGGGUGCCACCCUUCAGACAGCUCUCUUCAACGCUCCCCUGGUCGUCAUUGUUGCCUGGGGUCUUGAAAAGACCCUGGACCUGGAGUUUGGCAUUUUUGAGUUGGUCAUGCUUUUCCUUGCCAUCUUGACCGUUGGUCGAUUUUUGCAGGAUCAAAAGAGUAACUAUCUCGAGGGUUUCCUCCUUGUGACACUUUAUGUGGCUGUCGCAGUGUCUGCGUUCUACUACCCGAACCCAACGACUCAUGGAGCUGGAGGCGGCGAGAGUGGCGGUGCCGAGCAUUCUUCUCCAGGCACUGAAGCUGGAGGCGCUGAAGCCGGUGGCCAUAAACUUCGAUUCUUUUAG
Molecule: messenger RNA, 1509 nt
Organism: Trichoderma virens Gv29-8
Lineage: Eukaryota; Fungi; Ascomycota; Sordariomycetes; Hypocreales; Hypocreaceae
Product: Ca2+ transporter
Exons: 3
Coding region: 1-1509 (502 amino acids)
Biological process (GO): calcium ion transmembrane transport; intracellular calcium ion homeostasis
Cellular component (GO): fungal-type vacuole membrane
Molecular function (GO): calcium:proton antiporter activity
Source: RefSeq, a predicted model, not a curated record